CGCAGACUAUGGAAGGAUUCUCAGUUUAUCUUGGGAACUUCGAUCUCGGGUCGCUGUUCACCAUUGAGCCGGACACACUCAACGUGACUGUAUCCAACCUCAGACACGCCAUCUUAGUGGACAAACAAGAAGUAGCCAUUGCCGAUUCUGUCGGACACACCGUCACCCCUACUGCACACAUCUACGUAGCAGACGGUAUUAUUGCGAAUGCUUGUGAAGGCAACUCCACUUACUCAGGAGAUUCUGGAGGCACCACUCCUCCGUGUUUAACGCGCAACCAUACCGAUAGUUUGUGUACUCAUUCCCAAUCUGAUCACAAUUACUGGGCUGUGUGCACUGCCUUGUUACAUGGCUACACCGGAUCGGAUAUAUGCGCCACGUUUCUGAAAGACAUGCCUCGGGUGCUGAUUUCCACUCUACAACAGUGUGUACAAGAUUCCCGUCCCGGGGCCAGGCGACGGGCUUUGGACAACGCGAAGCUGAUCGUUUCCAAGCUGAACGAGGAGUAUGCGGAGUUUUGAUCGGAAGCGGCACCUUCGGAAACUUAACCUGUCAUUAAUGAUCACACGUCGAUCACUUGGUCCGCAUGAUCCAUUGUUGGCUGUGCGAUUAGCCGAUUCACGGCUAUAAUCUGCCACUGUAACUAUAUUCCUGUUUCUUCUUGUUUUACCCAUUCAUCCUUUGAAUUUUAUAUUUUAUGCAUUUAUUAUGCCUGCAUUAUCUCCUAUAUAUUCGUGAUUUUAUUCGAUCAGUGCCACCCCACUUUUCUACCUCUGGUGACGAUUUCGCUUGUUGAUUUUACAUCUGGAUAGUUUUCUCUGACAUAUCCGAAUCCAGCCAACUGACGUCCCCUGUGUUUGAUGCACUUCCCGCUGGAUACUGGAGCAUCGUCAAACGUUCGACCAACUUACGAUCCUUGUUUUCUUACACAUUCGAACGACGUUUGAUUCAUUUGACUGAGCUGCUCAUUGGCCUUUUCUGUCAAGUGGUGGAGUGCCUGAGGAUCAUGUUAACAUCCCUCAAGCCAUUUACUCUCAAGCCCAGCACGCUUGUGCGGCAAACUUUCGCAUCUCUUUGGUAUCACCAGUGGCGCGAGAGGGUUAUCCAUCACUACUCUUCCUUUGCACGACAUCUUGGAGAGUGCUCUGGAUAACUGCGAACUCAAUGGCGUUGAGCUGCUUCCGGGUGACCGACUUCGUGACAAGGAGUAUGCAGAGGACAUCGCCGGAAUUAGCCGUUCUCCUCCCAAAAUUACUGCACUGGGUGUAUGUGUCUUUCUCCAAGUUUGGAAUAACCGCCCUGUCGAAUUUUAAAAAAUUCUUGCAGGACUGCUUUGGAAUUGCUGAUUAUUUCAU
Dicrocoelium dendriticum is the source of this 1355-nucleotide messenger RNA. Lineage: Eukaryota; Metazoa; Platyhelminthes; Trematoda; Plagiorchiida; Dicrocoeliidae. The record is from the annotation of a GenBank genome assembly.